AAUUAUCGUUGAAGAAUCAUCUCCAGAUCCUAAUUUGGAAGUUUUCACUAAUAAAAUUGUUAUGUGGACUCAAUGCAAGUUAUGUUCUGCAAAAUCACCUAUAUUUAUUAUGUCGCGUUCGACAUACCUUUACUCUUUUGCCAAAUACCUCGAAUUAUUAUAUUAUAACGAAGAUUUCAUCUGCAAAGAUUUAUGUUCGCACGUUGAAUUACGUGAUCCAUUGCUUCGAUGCUUUCGUAAAGGAAAUUUUGUUGUAAAAAUAGAAUAUGAACAUGUAGACCUUUUUGAAAUGCGAUUGCCAAAAGUUCAAAUAUCUCUAGAUAAGCAAGCUGCGUCUUCGGUAGAAGAUGUCGAAAAACUUUUCAUUAUUGAUUAUGAAGAUGCACAAAGGUUAUAUAAUGAAACUAGAUUGGAAAUUACAUAUUUUUAUCUUUCAUUAAAACAACAUAUUACUUCAUUGGAAGAUUAUCUUCGAUCUUUGCAUAUAGAACAAACCAACAGCAAUGUCGAAGCCGCUGUGUCCGAAAAAACUAUUCAUGCAAUUCGAACAUUAGAUGAACUGACAAAGAGUUUUUAUGAAGAUGAAUUCAAACUCUAUGAUAUGUUGAAAAAAACAAAUGCAACAGUUCUGAAUAAUGUUCGACGAAGUUUAGUUGAUCGGAUUAACGUGACAAAAAAACGAAUGUUGCAAUGGCAAAAGGAAAAUAUCGUUGAAUCAGAUCUAGCAAAAUUUGAUGAAAUCAAAUGGACAGAACCGGAAUAUUCAAGUUCCGAUACAUGUCAUGUUUUUCCUGAGUCGCCUAUUAUAACCAGAGAAGAUGAACCAAGUUCCAUUAUUGCUUUUACAUUGAGUUCGCAAGGAUAUUUAAAUGAAUUGUCAAUAUUGCGUUAUGAUAGAAAACGGCAAUCAUCACAAUCGGCUCCUGUAACUCCUGUUUCGGAGUUUCAUGCGCCAACACCAUCAGCAUCUUUCUCCUUAUUACUUGGUUCAUUAAAGAAUCCGUCUUCGUCGAAUCUCUCUAAACAUAGUGGUUCUGAUAUAGAUGGCGAUGGAUUUCAUUCUACAGAUGAAUAUUCCAUCAAAACAAAACGAAAGGUCAUAGAAUAUGGAUUUA
Dentiscutata heterogama is the source of this 1115-nucleotide messenger RNA. The record is from the annotation of a GenBank genome assembly. NCBI's taxonomy places the organism in Eukaryota, Fungi, Glomeromycota, Glomeromycetes, Diversisporales, Gigasporaceae.